UUUAAAGUGUAAACAAGGAAAUGCAUUUCCGUUAAAUAAAAGUCAAAAUGGCAACAGAAUUUACAGAAGACUCGGUGAAAGAAUUUCUUCUGAGAAAAGGGGGAAAAGUUAAAAAUAACGAACUGGUCAUCCACUUCAAAAACUUCUUGAAUGACUCUGCCAGGAAAGAUGAGAUGCGAGAGAAGUUCAAAAACUAUGUGAAUACACUGGCAACAAUAAAACUAGAUGAGAACAAGGAGAAGAUCCUAGUGUUGAAGAAGAAGUACAUGCAGGACAGCAGCAGGGACAGUGACGAGAUGUUGCCACAGGAUACAUUCCUGAGAGCCAAGUCUGAGCCACCAUCUUCAGUGGACCGGCCUGACGGGGGUGUACAGUCAUCACUGGUGCGAAGUGAAAACGUCAGGUCCACGUCGGAUCUGUUGGCUGGGUCAGACUCGUAUAGCCUCGCCUCCACAGUGUCUUCCUCCUCACUGUCGUCAGGGGGACAGGAGUUGGAGGAGGACGUCAACGCCUCCAUCAUGAGUGUGAAGGAACGCGCUCAACACCUUAACAGAAUGGAGUCAGAGACCGAACUGCGAAAAAUAUCCUCCACCACUAAUUUGGCUGCUACGGGUAAAAAAGGCUACAAAAAGGGCCGAGAUCUGGAUGGUGAUGACUCCUCCACAAGUUCCAUGUAUUCUGGAGGCUAUAUGCCACUUUCUCCAAAAGAGAAGGAAUGGCUAGUGAAGUGUUCCAAGUCAGACUACCAUCUUAUGAAUGAGCUGCUGUCCAAAAAUCCUGAGCUUGCUAAAGUCAGAGAUUUCACCUCGGUAUGA
Messenger RNA from Dreissena polymorpha, 815 nucleotides. RefSeq lists its product as uncharacterized. The coding region runs from base 48 to 815 and encodes 255 amino acids. NCBI's taxonomy places the organism in Eukaryota, Metazoa, Mollusca, Bivalvia, Myida, Dreissenidae. The transcript has 7 exons. The record is from RefSeq and is a predicted model, not a curated record.